Saprolegnia parasitica CBS 223.65 is the source of this 12153-nucleotide messenger RNA. RefSeq lists its product as hypothetical. The record is from RefSeq and is a predicted model, not a curated record. Gene Ontology annotation, cellular component: dynein complex. Gene Ontology annotation, molecular function: ATP binding; minus-end-directed microtubule motor activity; dynein light intermediate chain binding. The transcript has 27 exons. Gene Ontology annotation, biological process: microtubule-based movement. NCBI's taxonomy places the organism in Eukaryota, Oomycota, Saprolegniomycetes, Saprolegniales, Saprolegniaceae. Bases 1 to 12153 code for a protein of 4050 amino acids.
AUGGUGUGGGCCAACCCCAAGUGCACAGGCGAAGUCCCGAACAAGCGGUCCGGCCACUCGCUGACGCUCCGCGGCUCCGAGUCGGCGCUGUACCUUUUCGGCGGUUGCGACCACAAGAUUCCGCCGGGCCCAAGCAACGACCUCUUUCGCCUCGAUAUGGCCAACGGCUUUGCGUGGUCGCGCGUCCAUGCCGCGUCAAGCGCACCCGAGGACGCGCCGCCACCGCGCUGGCGGCACACGGCCAUCAUGUACAACGAGCGCCGGCUCGUGGUAUUCGGCGGAUUUGCGGCCGAGAAGCGCAUGAACGACUGCUGGAUCUUCGACUGCGAGACCAAACUCUGGGAGCAACAGCACGCGCAGAACUUUUGGGAGGGCCUGCCGCAGUGCCGCGGGUCCCACAGCGCCACGCUCGUCGAGCACAAGAUGUACAUCUUUGGCGGCUACGGCGGCAACGGGUACGGGCGCACGGACUUUAACGACCUCCACGCGCUCGACCUGCGCAGCAUGAAGUGGGAAGAGAUCCUCACGGAGGGCGAGAAGCCCGAACCGCGCUCGUCGCACCAGACGUGUCUCAUUGACAACAACCUCUUUGUCGUUGGCGGCUGGAACUCGGUCAAGCAGUUCAACGACCUCUUCGUGCUCGAUCUGCAAACCAAUACGUGGAGCGCGCCCGACUCGAAGCUCCACGUGCCGACUUGGAACCACGCGUGCGUUGGCGUUCAGGCCGUGCCGCACUGGAAGAUCUUCAUGUUUGGCGGUACGUCCGGCGACCUCGCCGAGUCGGGCAACUCGCAAGGCGCGUACCUCAACAACGUCAGCGUCCUCGACACGGGUACGAUGCAAUGGCGCGAGCCGUCGCUCAAGGGCGAUGCACCGCUGCCGCGCGCCGACACGGCCAUGAUCUACGACCCGGUCGCGUACAAGCUGGUACUGUUUGGUGGUUGGGCCAACCGCUGGUUCGGCGACGUCCACGUCCUCCAAGUCAACGAAAUCGUUGGGCCGCCGUACUCGGUCGCGUCGAUCGCGCCCGCGUCCGGCCCCAUCACGGGCAACACGCGCGUCAAAGUUCUGGGCUACAACUUUACCGGUUCGAGCGCCACGGUUCGGUUUGCGGUUGCAAAAGGGUUUUUGGACGUCCAGGGACAAGUGCUCGGACCGACCGUCGUGCAAGUGACGACGCCCAACUUUGACAAGUACGGGCCGCUCGCAACCGAAGUCCGCGUGUCUCUGCCCGGCGACUCGUUCACCAACAUCGCGACGUCGUUCAAGUUUCACAGCGUCACGAGUGCGCCCAAGAGCAUGGCGUAUGGUCCAUGCGUCAUGCUGUCGCUGAGCAGUUUGAUCAUGGCGAACGAGCCGACGUCGUUCGUGCUCCAGUCGAUCGACAAGGACGGGGUUGCUCGCGACUGCGGCGGCGACGUCUACCACGUCACGCUCGUGCCACGCACCGCCGACGGUGCGGAGGAUGUCGAGAGCACGAUUGAGAUUACGACGAUCCACGACAAAGGCGACGGGCGCUACAUUGUCACGUUCAUCCCGCCGGCGGCCGGCAAGUACAUGGUCCACGUCACGUUUGAAGGGACGUUUGACGGGGUCGCGGGUCCGAUUCGCGGGUCGCCGUUCGCCUGCUGCUUUCAGCCGCCCUCGGACGAGAUGGCGAUCCGCUGCGUUCCGAGCGUCGCGAAAGAAGAUGAUUUCAACUCGUCCGACCUCAUCCGCAAACUCUACACGGACACGACCAAGCGCGCCGGCGACUACAAGCGCGUGCUCAAAGAGCUCAAGGCGGACAUUCCGAGCAACGAUGCGGACGGUCUCGAGGCGCUCAAGAAGAUCAAAGACCUUGUCCGGAAGCUCGAGACGGACCGGGCGGCCAACCAGCUGCUUCAGGAUCAGACUGCGCACCUCUUUCAGUACAUGAAGAAAAUUGGCGGGCACGUCGACAAGGAAGCCGCGGACGUCGACAACCUCAUUAAACUCUACCACGACAUUCAAGUGCAAGUACCCGAAACUGAGACGCGCGUCACGGAGCCGACGCGGAUCUUCUCCGAGAAGACCGAGGCGACGAUCGCCGAGUACGAAAUCAAAGUCAAAAAGUGGCAGGCCACCAUCAAGACGCUCGACUUUUGGGACUCGAAACUCGAGCCGGGGAAAGCGCUCGAGAAGAUCGAGAUGCAGCUCGUCGAGUGGGAGAACGAGAAGAAGCGCUGCGCCGAGAAGAGCGACUUGAGCCACGUCUUUGGUUUCCCCCAGCGCAUGAACGAAACCCACGCGACGAUGGCCGCGAUCCGCUCCGACUUUGACGGCGCCAAGGCCGUGUGGGCCAUCGUCAAACGCACGAAAGCGUUCUUCGCGUCGACGCAUGAGAUUCUAUGGAAGGACGUCGACUGCAACAUGCUCGCGAUGGAGACGCAAGCCGUUUUGAAGGAGCUCAAGAAGAUCCCGCGCGACAUUCAGUGGUGCGACGCGUACAAAGUCAUCUUGAAAGAAACGCAAGGCUUUGACAAAACGCAUCCUCUCCUCCGGUGCCUCGCCUCGAGCUACAUGCGACCGCGGCACUGGCAGAAAAUCAUGGAGCACACGGGCGAGUUCACGCCACCGGACGCCGACCCCGACCAAAAGCUUGGGUUCCUCUUGAGCAAGCGCCUGCAUGAGUAUGCAAGUGAGAUUGGCGAGAUUGCGUACGAAGCCGAGAAAGAGCAGGAGCUUGAGCUCAAGCUCGUCGAGCUCGAAGAAACGUGGGCGCUCGUGGAGUGGGAGAUGUCGCCUUACAACCCGUCGGACCCGGUCGAGAAGCAAGUGCCGCUGCUCAAGAUCUCCGAGGACAACUUUGAGUUGCUCGAAACCAACCAGAUCGACUGCCAAGCCAUGACGUCAUCGCCGUAUCAAGGUGACUUUGAGACGCGCGUCACCGAUAUGCACCAAGGCCUCGCAUCCGUGAACGAAGUCGUUGUCAUCCUCGGCGACAUCCAGCGCUCGUGGAGCUACCUCGAGCCGCUCUUCAUCCAGAGCGAAGAAGUCAAGAACCAGCUCCCGGCGCUCACAGCCGACUUUGAAGACAUUGAUGUCGAGGUUCGCCGUAUUUUGCGCGAAGCCUGGGCGACCAAGAACGUCAAAGUGGCGUGCACGGUGCCUGGUCUUUUUAAGCUUCUCGAGUCCAUCGUCGAGAAGCUGGAGCUCUGCAAGCACCGGCUCAAGGAGUUCCUCGACGGCCGUCGGCGCCAAUUCCCGCGCUUCUACUUCAUGUCCGAGGCCGAUCUCCUCGACAUUCUGUCCAACGGGUCCAACCCCGCCAAGAUCAUGCCGCACGCGUCCAAGAUCUACCUCGCGUGCAAGACCAUGAACUUGGUACCCGCGCCAACGGGCCGUCCGACCGCUGUCGCGUUCGUCUCGGGCGUCGGCCACGAGAUCGUCGACUUUGCCGAGCCUGUGCUUUUGGAUGGCGAGGCCGAGAUCUACCUCGAGGCGCUCUUGAAGGCCAUGAAGUACACGCUCUUCAAGCACAUUGAGCGCUCGCUCGUGCUCUACACAACCGAGCCACGCGUCGAGUGGAUCAACUACAAGGACCCAACGGGGAAGCCUCUUGACGCGGCCCAAAUCAUCUUGCUUUCGGCGGGCAUCCACUACGUCAAGGAAGUCGAGGCCGCGUUCCGGGCCAUGGGCGGCGGCGACCGUGAAGCGCUCACGCGCUACAACAAGAAGCAGGAAGGGCAGCUCGAAGAUUUGAUCAAGCUCACGCAGAGCAAGAUCUCGAACGCCGAGCGCCAACGCGUCAUGUGUCUGAUCACCAUGGACGCGCAUGGUCGCGAUAUCGUUGCCAAUAUGAUCCGCGCUGGCGUCGACGACGCGACGAGCUUCAUGUGGCAGUCGCAGCUCAAGCACUACUUUUCGCCGUGCCAAGGCAGCUUUCUCAAUCGGGACCAAAACUUUCGCGGCCCAAACAACGCGCGCGCCCAAGUGCUCAUUUGCGACGCCGGCAUCCCGUACGACUACGAGUACCUCGGGAACGGCCCUCGGCUUGUGAUUACGCCGCUCACGGAUCGUAUUUACGUCACGGCGACGCAAGCGCUCAACCUCAAGAUGGGUUGCGCGCCCGCGGGGCCGGCCGGAACGGGCAAGACCGAGACAACAAAAGAUCUCGCCAACGCGCUCGGCAAGGCCUGCUACGUCUUCAACUGCUCGCCUGAAAUGGACUACAAGAGUCUCGGCAACAUCUUUAAGGGUUUGGCCUCGUCCGGGUCAUGGGGCUGCUUUGAUGAGUUCAACCGACUCGUGCCCGAGGUGCUCAGCGUGUGUUCGGUCCAAUUCAAGGCCGUCUGCGACGCUUGCAAGGCGGACGACGAGCGCUUCAUCUUGGAGAACGAACCCGUCAUGCUGGACCCGACGGUCGGUGCCUUCAUCACGAUGAACCCUGGGUACCUCGGUCGAUCGGAGCUGCCCGAAGGUCUGAAAGCACUUUUCCGACCCAUGACGGUCAUGGUGCCCGACUUGGUCUUGAUCUGCGAAAACAUGCUCAUGGCCGAAGGCUUCACGCAAGCCAAAAUCCUCGCGUCCAAAUUUUAUGGCUUGUACUCGCUCCUUGGACAACUCCUCUCCAAGCAGUUACAUUACGAUUGGGGUCUCCGCGCGGUCAAGUCGGUACUCUGUGUCGCUGGGUCGUUCAAGCGCGCCGAGCCCGACAUUCCCGAACCGGAUUUGCUCAUGCGCGCGCUUCGGGACUUUAACAUUCCCAAGAUCGUCGUGGAAGACAACGUCAUCUUCUUUGGCUUGCUCGGCGACUUGUUUCCUCGCAACGACCCCAACAUUGACGUCCGGAACGACCCACCCCGGAAGCGCGACCCGGAGCUCGAGUCGAUGGUGCAAGGCGCGUGCGAGGCCAUCAACAACAGUCCGCGCGAAGAAUUCAUGCUCAAGGUCGUCCAGCUCUCGGAGCUCCUUGCAAUCCGCCACUGCGUCUUCGUCAUGGGCCCGCCAGCAUGUGGCAAGACAGAGACGUGGAAAACGCUUCGAAAAGCCCGCGAGAUUAUGGGCGUCUCGAUGGAGAUCCAGGACCUCAACCCCAAGUCGGUCUCGACGAACGAACUCUACGGCUACAUUGUGCUCAAGACGCGCGAGUGGAAGGACGGCUUGUUGAGUAAGAUCAUGCGGGACCUUGGCUCGCGCACAAAAGAGAACGGCGAGGACGACACGUCGCCCAAGUGGAUUUUGCUCGAUGGCGAUCUCGACGCCAACUGGAUCGAGUCGAUGAACUCGGUCAUGGACGACAACCGCAUGCUCACGCUGGCCUCCAACGAGCGCGUCCCGCUCAAGUCGCACAUGCGCAUGAUCUUUGAGAUCCGCGACUUGGUGUACGCGACGCCUGCGACCGUCUCCCGCGCCGGUAUUCUCUAUAUUAGCGCGACGGAGGGCUACCAAUGGCGGUGUCUCAUCGACUCGUGGCUCCUCCGGCACAGCACGCCCGACCCGACGAAGAAGGCGAAGGACCAAGGACUCCUCUUCUCGCCCGAGUUUUUCAAGAAGCGCCUCGUGCCCAUCAUUCCGGUCGAAGAGGUGACGCUCGUCGGCAACCUCCUCAACAUGCUCGACUGCCUCUUGACGCCAGCGGUCCUUGCGGAUUAUGGCGUCAUGCAGCACAACUUUUGCUUUUGCUGCGUCUGGGCGUUUGGGUCGAUUCUCACCGUCUCGGACGACGGCACCGACUAUGCGCUCGAGUUUAGCAACUGGUGGAAGAACACGUGGAAGGACGUCAAGAUCGUGGCGAGUGCGAGCAACACCGUGUUUGAUUUCUGGCUCGACCCCGAGACCGCCAAGUUCAACGCGUGGAGCAAGUCGCCGUACUUUUACACGGCCACGUACAAGUCGCCGGACCCGAUCAACCAGAUUACGGUGCCGACGACCGAGACGUCGUCGAUCGCGUUCUGGCUCGAGAACCUCAUUUGCAAGAGCAUUCCGCUCAUGGUGUGCGGGCCCGCGGGCACAGGCAAGACCCAGAACGUCAACGGCGUGCUCAAGAAGCUCUCGCGCGAAGACGCCAACUACGGGUUCCGGUUCACGACACUCAACUUUAACUUUUACACGACGUCGGCGAUCCUCCAGGCCGCCAUGUUCAGCCACCUCGAGAAGAAGACGGGCUCCAACUUUGGCCCGCCGGGGAAAUUUCGGCUCAUUUACUUUAUGGACGAUCUCAAUUUGCCCGAAGUCGACCCGUACAACACGCAGUCGGCCAUCUCGCUCUUGCGGCAAAAGAUGGAGUACCACCAUUGGUUUGACCGCGCCAAGCUCCAAGUGCAAAACAUUCUCAACACGCAAAUCGUGGCUGGUAUGAACCCGACGGCCGGGUCGUUCCUCGUGGACCCGCGUCUCCAGCGGCACUUUACGACGUUCGCGAUGGGCAUGCCCGAGGCGCCGUCGCUCGUGACCAUCUACGAAACGUUCCUUGGCGGUCACCUAGGGACGUUCAGCGGCGAGCUCAACACGUCGUCGUUCUGGAAUGCGCUCAUCAAGGCGGCGCUCACGCUGCACACGAGCGUGGUCCAGACCUUCCGCAAGACAGCAGCCAACUUUCACUACGAGUUCAACGUCCGGCACCUCUCGAAUGUCUUCCAGGGCCUCAUUGCGAGCAAGAAGGACCGGUUCAACACGAGCGAGAAGUUCGUGUUGCUCUGGCUCCACGAGAGCGAGCGCGUGUACGGCGACCGCCUCGUGUGCAAGGCCGACAUUGAAAAGUACAACCAGCUCGUGCAGCUCCAAGUCAAGCGCAGCUUCCCGACGUGCAACACGUCGCGCUACUACGCCGCCGAGAACUCGUGGCCGCUGAUUUUCUGCCACUUUACAAAGGACGGGGACCCCGAGUACGACCAAGUGAACGGCACCAACCUCGACGACCUCAAGAAGAACCUCGAGAUCCAACUGCGCGACUACAACAACAACGAAAACAACACGGCCAUGUACCUCGACUUGUUUGAUGACGCGAUCAAGCAUGUCGCGCGCAUUGUGCGUAUUUUGCGCAACGAAUCCGGGCACGCGCUCUUGGUCGGUGUCGGGGGCUCGGGGAAGCGGUCCUUGGCGCGGUUGGCGUCGCACAUUUGCGAGUACACGGUCAAGCAGAUUUCGAUCUCGAGCAAGUAUGGCGAGAACGAGUUCAAAGAAGAUCUGCGCAAGAUGUACAUGGUCAUCACCGACCAGUGCAGUCGCAGCGAAGAAAAAGGCGGCGUCGUCUUCCUUCUCACCGACUCGCAGAUCACGAACGAGAAGUUUCUCAUCUACUUGAACGAUCUCCUCGCGUCCGGCGACAUUCCGGACCUCUUUGCAACCGAAGAUAUGGACAAUAUCGUCCAAAUGGUGUGCGUCAUGGCCGGCACGAAGGAGCGCAAGGAAGUCAUCAAGUUUUUUCAAAGCGAGAUCCGCAAGCGCCUCCAUCUCUGCCUCUGCUUUUCCCCUGUCGGCGACGACUUUCGCAGCCGCGCGCGCAAGUUUCCGGCGCUCGUCAACUGCACCGAAAAGCUCAAGGACAUUAGCGACCUCCUUGGCUCGGACGAGUCGCGCGCUGGCAUUGAAAACUUUAUGCCGUUUUCGUUUGUCUCGGUGAAUCAAUGCGCCGAGCGUUUCUUUCAAGUCGAACGACGGUAUGUGUACACGACGCCCAAAUCGUACCUCGAGCUCCUCCAGCUGUACAAGAACAUUUUGAAAAAGAAGGUCAAGGAGUACGCCGGUGCGAUCGAGCGUCUCGAGAAAGGGCUGCAAAAGCUCAAGGAAACGGGCGAGACGGUCGCGCGCCUUGAAGUGGAGCUGAAGGGGAAGCUCGAGCAAGCCGAAGACAAGAAGGCCGUUGCGUCCGGCAUCGCUGAGACGGUCAACAAGGAAAAAGCCAAAGUCGAGGUUGAGUCCAAGAAGGCGGAGGAAGAAGCUGCCAAGUGCGCCAUCAUCCAAGCCGAAGUCACCGAGAAGCAGCGUUCGACCAUGGAAGAUUUGGCCAAGGCCGAGCCGGCGGUGCAGCAAGCCAUGGAAGCCCUCGACUCGCUCAACAAGAAGGAUCUCGGCGAGUGUAAGACCAUGUCCAAGCCGCCGGUGGGUGUCGACGACGUCUUCGGAGCGACGAUGGUGCUUCUGGCCGGCCAAGGCAAGGUCAAGGACUUCAAGUGGGACGCGUGCAAGAAGCAAGUGCUCGGCAACAUCCCAGAGUACAUCGAGUACCUCCUCAAGUUCAAGGACCUCGUGGAUGCCAACCAAAUUCCAACGCAAAACUGGAAGGAAGUGCGCGAGUUCCUCGAGAAAGAGUACUUCAAGCCCGACAUUAUUGCGACGAAAAACAAAGCCGCCGCCGGUCUCUGCAGUUGGGUCGUCAACAUCGUGAUGUACUACGACAUCCUCGUCACGGUCGAGCCCAAGCGUAUGGCGCUGGCGGCGGCCAACUUGGAGCUCGAGGCCGCCAACAAGCGUCUCGGCGAAGUCACGUCGCUCGUUGCAGAUCUCAACGCCAAGCUCAGCAAGCUGCUUGAAGAAGCCGCCGCAGCCGAAAAAGAGAAGGAAGACGCUAUCAACUCGGUCGAGCAAGGCAACCGCAAGAUGAAGCUUGCCGGUACGCUCACCAAGGACCUCAGCUCGGAAAACGUGCGCUGGGGCAUCAACGUCCUCCAGCUGCAGAAAGAGAAGGACCUGCUCGUGGGCGACUGUCUCUUGGCGUCUGCGUUCAUCUCGUACAUUGGUCCGUUCACCAAGCCGUUCCGGGACGAGCUCAUCAAUAAGCACUGGGUGCCAUACCUGCGCAAGGCGGCGAAUGGCAACUCGAUCGCGAUGAGCGAAGAGAGCAACCCUGUGUACAUUCUCACCAACGACGCUGAGAUCGCCGAGUGGAACACACAGCGUCUUCCUGCCGAUCGCGUCUCGACGGAAAACGGGGCGAUUGUCGUCAACACGGUCGCCAUGGGACGUCGGCCGCUCAUCAUCGACCCGCAGCUGCAAGCGAUUGCGUGGAUCCGCGAGAAGGAAGCACCGUUCAACCUCCAGAUCGUGCGCAUUGGCCAAAAGUUUUGGAUCGAGAAGCUCAAGACGGCGCUCGGCACCAAGACGGCGUUCCUGAUCGAAAACCUCGGCGAAAAAUCGACGCGAUCCUGGCGCCUGUCAUCCAGCGCUCGACAUGCGUCCGUGCCUUACUGCGACGAGUUUCGCUUGUACCUCCACACGAAGCUCGGGAACCCGCACUACCCGCCAGAGAUCCAGGCCGAGUGUACCAUGGUGAACUUUACCGUCACUGCGCUGGGCCUCGAAGACCAGCUGCUCAACCUCAUCGAGCUCAAGAAGCUCGAGGACAUUAUUCUGCAGUACCUCGCGGAAGCCGACGACGAUAUCACCAACAACCAGCCGCUCAUCGCCAUCUUGUCCGACACCAAGUACAAGGCGCAGAUGACGCAAAACAACAUGGAGGCGGCCAAGAAGACCCAAGAGAGCGUCAACAUAACGAGCGAAAAGUACCGGUCGAUCGCCGCACGCGGGUCGCUCCUCUUCUUCCUUAUGAUCGACCUCAGCAAAGUGCACUCGUACUACAUCUACUCGCUCGCUGCGUUCCAGCAAGUCUUUCUCCAAGGCGUGUACAACCUCCCGAUGGCGUCUCCCGUAGCCGACGAGCCCCCAGCCGACGCCGCAGUCGAUGGCGAGGCACCGCCUCCGCCCGAUGCGCCGCCCGCCGAAGAAACCACGAUUGACUUUUCCGACGAAGAUAUCGCUGCGCGCUGCACAGGCUUGAUCUCCAGCAUCACCAUGUGUGUCUUCAACUACAUUCGGCGCGGCCUCUUUGAGCGCGACAAGCUCACGGUCGCCACCAUGCUCUGUCUCAAGAUCUUGCUGCGCGACGGCGGCCUCGUCGACGCCGAGGUCGACGCCUUCCUCCUCGCAAAGUCUGUGGCCGAGCCGGGCAACAUGGGCGUUCUCGCCGAGUGGUUGCCGCCGUCCUGUUUUGCCAAGCUCAAGGCGCUCGAGACGCUCAAGGUGUUUGCGACCGUGGCCGAUGUCAUGCAGAACGACCCGGACGAAUGGCGCAAGUGGUUCGCAGCCGAAGACGCCGAGCAGUGCAAGCUCCCGGGCGACUUUACCAAGCUCACGCCGUUUCAAAAGAUCAUUCUGCUUCGCGCGCUCCGCCCCGAUCGUGUCACGAACGCCCUCCGGCGCUUCAUUCUGGACGCUCUCGGUGAACAGUACGUGACGCAGCCGCCGUUCGAUAUGCUCCAGACGUUUGAAGAGACGAACCCAGCGAUCCCGAUCUUCUUUGUGCUCUUUCCCGGCGUGGACCCGACGCCGUGGGUCGAGGACCUUGGGCGCACCAAGGGCGUCAGCAUCGAAAACGACAACUUUAUCAACAUUUCCAUGGGCCAAGGCCAGGAACAGCAUGCUGGCGACUGCCUCAAGAAGCUCGCAACCAAGGGCGGCUGGAUCAUUCUCCAGAACGUGCAUCUCAUGCAGUCGUGGCUGCCGAUGCUCGAGCGCCAGCUCGAAGAGAUCGUUGGCGAAGGACCGCACGAACUCUUCCGGUGCUUCAUUUCGGCCGAGCCGCCGCCGAUUCUGCUACCGCUCGAGCUCAAUGUGCCCGAGUCGCUCAUGCAGAGUUGCAUCAAGGUCGCCAACGAGGCGCCCUCCGACAUUCAGUCGAAUCUCCGCCGUGCGUGGGCAACGUUUGGGGAAGACAAGGUCGAUGCGUGCACGAAGCCCACCGAGUUCAAAGCUUGCCUCUUCUCGCUAUGCUGGUUCCAUGCCAUCGUGCUCGGGCGUCGGCGCUUUGGGCAGCAAGGUUGGAGCCGCGCGUAUAGCUUCAACACCGGCGAUCUCACGAUAUGCGGCAAUGUGCUGCAGAGUUACUUGGACAACAACGCGACUGUGCCGUGGGACGACAUUCGAUACAUCUUUGGCGAAAUCAUGUACGGCGGGCACAUCACCGACAGCUGGGAUCGACGCACCAACAACACAUACCUGACGGUGCUCAUCAACCCAGGUUUGCUCAACGGUAUGGAGCUUGGACCCGGCUUCAAGUCGCCCAAUCCGGCCGAGUUUUCCUUCUCGGAUUACGCGACGUACAUUGAGAAGAACAUGGUGCCCGAGUCCCCUCCGCUCUUUGGCUUGCACCCGAACGCCGAGAUCGGGUAUCUCACGACGACGUGCGAGACGCUCUGCUACACGAUUGUCAGUAUCGGCGGCGGCGGUGGCAGCGGUGGUGGUGGCGGCUCGGACAAGACGGCGAUGCUCAAGGCAACGAUUGACGAUUUCGAGGCGCGGACGCCCGAAUUUUUCAUGAUGCUCGACUUGCAAGAAGUCGCAGCGCCCGGAUUGACCCAGGACCACGGUCCGUUUGUCGUCGUUGCGCUCCAAGAGUGCGACCGCAUGAACGUACUUUUGGACGAGAUUCGCAAGUCGCUGGCCGACCUCAAGAAGGGUCUGAACGGGCAGCUCAACAUGUCGCAGUCCAUGGAAGACCUCGCGACUGCGAUUGGGCUGAACGAAGUGCCUGGUCGGAACCCGUUUUCUCAGUGCAAGUGGGAACGAAAGGCGUGGCCGAGCAAGAAAUCGCUCUCUGGUUGGUUCGUGGACAUGGUCAAGCGCCAUGCACAGCUGCAGAAAUGGGCCUCGGACUUUAUUACGCCCUUCUCGCUCUGGCUCCCAGGGCUCUUCAACCCCACGGCGUACACGACCGCGUGUCUCCAAGUCACGUCACGCCGCAAGAUGAUGCCGCUCAACAAGAUGACGGUCGAGACGCACAUGACGACGGUCAUCAACGCUGAUGCUAUGACGUACUACCCCGACGACGGCGUCUUUGUCCACGGCCUCUUCAUCGAAGGCGCGCGCUGGAGCACGGUGGAUGAAAUUCCGACCAAGUACAAGGUCGGAACGUCGCCGGCGACCGAGUGUGGUGGCAUCGUCAUGGACAGCAACCCAAAGGAGCUAUUGUGGAUGAUGCCCGUCGUAUAUGUCAAGGCUGUCGAGACCAAGCCGCUGUGGGAGCCCACAUCCGUGGGCUACUUGCGCCACGAUCCUGAAAUUUACGAGUGCCCCGUGUACCUCACUCGCUUCCGCGGUCCGACCUAUGUCCUCCUCGCCACGCUGCCAACCGACUGCGGGCAAGAAAAGUGGGUCCUUCGUGGUGUAGCAAUUCUCUUUCAAGACGACAAUUAA